UUUGUGUUUGCUUUGUUCCAUUAUUUCCUCGAUAUAUGGGAAAUUUGAAAUCGGAAUUGAAGAUUUCAGAGGAAGAAAGGAUUCGAUCAAUAUUGGGAGAAUUUGAGGAGUAAUCCCUUAAAGUUGAUUUCAACGAUUCGGUUUAUCGACCGAGUCCUUUCGCGCGAUCGCAUAAUCGACAACGCGAUAACUCGUGCAACUUCUGUAGAAAGUCGACCGUCCGGUUUAAUCGUGAUCACGGCAAAAAGGAAAAAAGAUCGAGGAGCAACCUUCAGAAAUUUCAGAAACUGUCAGAGACCCAGUCAACCAUCCAUAGCGUUGUGUGUAGAAAUAUAUUGUUGACUAUACGUAUUAGGACAUCUGUUGAUAUUUAGUAUAAAUUCAGUAUUUUCAAGUGCUUUUAUUUUCCAGUUACUUUAUUGAAAAUCUGUUAUGUCAUUCGCGUCAUGUUACGGUCAAUAAGCUCGAAUAAAUGUAACGAUUAUGCGUGCUAAUACUUUUGAUCGACGAUAUGCAGGCGUCGUCGAUGAAUUUAUUGGCAGCCGGCUUAUCGCUAUUUUGCUUCGUGCAUCCCCUCCAUGGCGACCCUCAAGGAUUCUAUUCGACGAAUUAUGAGCCUUACAAUCCUGCAUUUCACAUAUCAGACCCGGUGCACCGUGUUGCACAAUUUCCUGAACGAUACGAUUCUUCGAGCACUCGGAAAUUUUUACCACGCGUGGCACAGUAUAGAGAAACAUCCGAGGCCACUCCAGAAAAAGAUCAGUUUGAAAAACCUUUGCUCCUGCUGAGUUACUCUAAAGGAAUGACAGAAACGGUGCAGCCAGGAGUAUAUAACAGGUAUAGUGAUUUUGGAUCCGAUGAUCGUGAAGAGAAAGCGAAAGAAGAUAGAAUAAACGUUGAAGAUGAAGAUAAAAAGAGUGACUUGGAUGAGGAGGCAAUUAUAGAAAAGAUGAGGAUUCUAGAUCGACUGUUGUCUGAGGAUUCAGGUGAAAAAGAUUUUGAUACGAAUGUAAUUGGAGACAAGAUCAUCUCGGAAGAAUCGAAGAGGGUUGUCAGAGAAGUGAAGAAGAAGAAGCCGGGAUUGUUUUGGUCCUUGGCAAAAAUCACGUUCGAGGCAAUCAGCGACACGACAUCAGCGAUCAAGGAGAUCGCCACCAUCAUCAAUAACAGCAUCGCUCCUGAUUCGGCUACCGCUAGUACCCUAAUGAAAGAAUCCCUAAAGGAUGCAGAUUCAUCGAACAUGACCAACGUCAACGGAACAGAAACGACGACAUCAAUACCCACGACCACGCCCUUUGUCUUAACUAGACAAGCACUACAGAGUUUAAUCAGGCGAAACGUCUUGGGGCUCGUUAAACUUUUUAAUAUCGAAUGGAAAGACGCAUUAAACCAAUCGGAAACAAACGUGAAAGAGUUCCAGAGGGAUCUAGGAAACCAAAUAGGCAGUUUCUUUCGUGACAGAAGGGACACUUAAAACGACUGAUUGCAUUAGGACAUUUCUUAUUUGAUAAAAUUCCUUCGAUAGUGUACACCCUCCAAGCAUGUAGCCAAAGAUCGAACAUAAGUUUAACCGACUAGUAGUACGUGUAAAAGACCGUUUCUUUUUAUAAUUCGAAUUAAAGAGUUGAAAGCGAAAGCGAAGA
Messenger RNA from Bombus impatiens (common eastern bumble bee), 1643 nucleotides. RefSeq lists its product as uncharacterized. NCBI's taxonomy places the organism in Eukaryota, Metazoa, Arthropoda, Insecta, Hymenoptera, Apidae. Bases 512 to 1474 code for a protein of 320 amino acids. The record is from RefSeq and is a predicted model, not a curated record. The transcript is spliced from 4 exons.